AUGACCACAUCCAUUGAAGAAGUCAAAUCAACUAUUAAGUCAACAGAGUUGAAAGAUGACGAAGCUGAAAAACUUGCCAAAUUAAUCAGUUCAAUUCCUGAUAUUCUUAGCAAAGUCGAUAAUCCAGAAUAUGAUGAAAUUUUUGGUCAUAGAAUAAACACAAGUGAUAAACAAUAUGUUAAUGAGGCAAUUCGUAAUGAAAUAUUGUUGAAAUUCUUAGCUGCUGAUGCAUAUGAUUUAGAUUUGGCAAUUAAAAGAAUAAUUCAAACAUUAAAUUGGAGAAAUGAAUUUCAACCAUUAAGUGCUGCAUUUGAUGAAACUUUUGAUGAUGAAUUAAAUGAAUUAGGUGUUGUCACUGAUUUCCUGAAAUCUAAAUUACAUGUAACUACUUGGAAUCUUUAUGGUAAUUUGAAAAAUCCAAAGAAAAUUUUUGAAAAAUUCGGUGCUAAUAAUAAAAAUGUUGAAUUGCCAGGAAGUCAAUUUUUAAGAUGGAGAAUUGGAUUAAUGGAAAAAUCUUUACAACUUAUUGAUUUCACAAAUAAGGAUAAUAAUAGAAUUGCUCAAGUUCAUGAUUAUAACAAUGUUUCUAUUCUUAGAAUUGAUCCAGGAAUGAAGAAAGCUACCAAAGAAAUCAUUACUAUUUUUGGUGAUAAUUAUCCUGAAUUGUUGAGUACAAAAUUCUUCAUCAAUGUUCCAUUGCUUAUGGGUUGGGUAUUUACAUUUUUCAAAACCAUUGGUGUUAUUAGUCAAGAAACUUUGAACAAGUUCCAAGUUUUGAAUCAUGGCGAUUUACUGGAGUUUUUCAGUAAGAGUGAAUUACCAAAGAGUUAUGGUGGUGAAGUCGAUCAGACUUUAUUUAAACUUGAUAUUGAAACUCAGAUCAAGUUGAGUGAAUAUGGUGAAGUUAUUUUGAAGAAAGUUGGUGACGAAGAGAUCAACAAUAUCAACAACGAAGUAGAGUAA
Candida tropicalis MYA-3404 is the source of this 963-nucleotide messenger RNA. RefSeq names its product SEC14 family lipid-binding protein. Gene Ontology annotation, biological process: Golgi to plasma membrane protein transport; regulation of exocytosis. Gene Ontology annotation, cellular component: plasma membrane; cytosol; cortical endoplasmic reticulum. The record is from RefSeq and is a predicted model, not a curated record. Gene Ontology annotation, molecular function: phosphatidylinositol transfer activity. Bases 1 to 963 code for a protein of 320 amino acids. The transcript has a single exon. Lineage: Eukaryota; Fungi; Ascomycota; Pichiomycetes; Serinales; Debaryomycetaceae.